Hippopotamus amphibius kiboko is the source of this 2285-nucleotide messenger RNA. RefSeq names its product SH3 domain binding protein 2 (gene SH3BP2). The transcript is spliced from 13 exons. The coding region runs from base 117 to 1826 and encodes 569 amino acids. Gene Ontology annotation, molecular function: SH3 domain binding. NCBI's taxonomy places the organism in Eukaryota, Metazoa, Chordata, Mammalia, Artiodactyla, Hippopotamidae. The record is from RefSeq and is a predicted model, not a curated record. Gene Ontology annotation, biological process: signal transduction.
GGACAUUCCCAAGAGAGGUGAAGGUGGAGCACCACCGGGCCUGCUAUGACCCCCCCUCCCCACCCGAGCGCAGCCCGUGGACACCCAGGAGCCCUCCUCCUGCCCACAGAUGGACAAUGGCCAGCUUCAUGGCGGCUGAGGAGAUGCACUGGCCUGUCCCCAUGAAGGCCAUUGGUGCCCAGAACUUGCUAACCAUGCCUGGGGGUGUGGCCAAAGCAGGCUAUCUGCACAAGAAGGGCGGCACCCAGCUGCAGCUGCUCAAAUGGCCCCUGCGCUUUGUCAUCAUCCACAAGCGCUGCAUCUACUACUUCAAGAGCAGCACGUCCGCCUCCCCGCAGGGUGCCUUCUCGCUGAGCGGCUACAACCGGGUGAUGCGGGCGGCCGAGGAGACGACGUGCAACAACGUCUUCCCCUUCAAGAUCGUCCACAUCAGCAAGAAGCACCGCACGUGGUUCUUCUCCGCCUCCUCGGAGGAUGAGCGCAAGAGCUGGAUGGCCUUGCUGCGCAAGGAGAUCGGCCACCUCCACGAGAAGAAGGAGCAGCCCCUGGAUGCCAGCGACUCCAGCUCGGACACAGACAGCUUCUACGGUGCGAUCGAGCGGCCCGUGGACAUCAGCCUCUCUCCGUACCCCACGGACAGCGAAGACUAUGAGCGUGAGGACGAGGACGACUCGUACCUGGAGCCCGACGCCCCCGAGUCGGGGAAGCCCGAGGAUGCCCUGAUCCACCCACCAGCCUACCCCCCACCUCCUGUGCCCACGGCCAGGAAGCCAGUCUUCCCUGAUGUGCCCCGUGCCCACUCCUUCACCUCCAAGGGUCCAGGCCCUAUGCUGCCACCCCCACCCCCUAAACGCAGCCUCCCCGAUGCUGGCCUGGCCUCUGAGGAUGCCAAGAGGGACCUGCUGGGCCUGAGGCGGGUGGAGCCCGGUGCCUGGGUGCCUGCUGCCUCCCGGAGGAUGAGUGACCCCCCGCUGGGCAGCCUGCCAACCGUGCCCAGCCGGAAACCACCGUGCUUCCAUGAGAACACCAGCCCCAGCCCGGAGCCCCGGGUCCCUGGCCACGGGGCCAGCUCUGCCUCCGGUCCUGCCAGCACAGCCACUGCCGCCUCCAGGAACUGUGACAAGCUCAAGUCCUUCCACCUGUCCCCUCGGGGGUCACCCACCCCUGAGCCUCCACCCGUGCCGGCCAACAAGCCGAAGUUCCUGAAGGUGAUGGAAGAUGUUCCCCCGAGGGAUGCAGCCAAGCCCGGACUCUUUGUACCCCCUGUGGCCCCCCGGCCUCCUGCACUGAAGCUGCCCAUGCCUGAGGCCUCAGCCCGGCCCAUGGUCCUGCCCAGGCCAGAGAAGCCACAUCUCCCCCACCUCCAGCGGUCACCCCCGGAUGGGCAGAGUUUCAGGAGCUUCACCUUUGAAAACCCCCGGAAACCCAUGCAGGCUGACACGUCGCAGGUGGAUGCUGGCGGGGAGGACUCGGACGAGGACUACGAGAAGGUGCCACUGCCCAGCUCCGUCUUCAUCAACACCACGGAGUCCUGUGAAGUGGAAAGGCUGUUCAAAGCCACGAGCUCCCGUGGAGAGCCCCAGGACGGCCUCUACUGCAUCCGGAACUCCUCCACCAAGUCGGGGAAGGUUCUGGUUGUGUGGGAUGAAACCUCCGGCAAAGUGAGGAACUACCGAAUCUUUGAGAAGGACUCGAAGUUCUACCUGGAGGGCGAGCUGCUGUUUGUGAGCGUGGGCAGCCUGGUGGAGCACUACCACACCCACAUGCUUCCCGGCCACCAGAGCCUGCUGCUGAAGCACCCCUACGGCUACACCAGGCCCAGGUGACACCUGUACGGCGUGCGGCUGGGCGGAGGCGACCGGGGGGGCCACAGCCCCAGGCCACGCAGAAGGAGACGGGCCUGCCCGGGAGGUGGACCGGGAGCCAGCACCGCGCUCUGACCCGGGGCUCCCUGAUGGACACGUCACAGAAAUUGCCAGGCCAGGCCCUCCCCAGCAGGCUGGGUCCUUGGGGCUAGGCCAGGCCCUGGGCUCCAGAGAAUUGGGUGGGGCUCUCCCGGCUCACCCUGCCCACCUCCCAGGGGCCCAGGAGCCAAGGGCUGAGCCCAGCCUGGACUUGAUGGACAGGAAUUCUGGUCUCCCCAGCACACCCACCCUGCGCUGGGCUGGGAGCUGGGCAGGGCUGGGGCAUCUGCGGUGGGGACAGGGGCCGGACCCUCCUAGGAACGCUACAGUUCAGGCUCCGCGAGGGGCUGGUGUCACACAAUAAAGCACAGAUGACCUUUG